GGGCCAUGCCAUGCCCGUAGGGAGAGAUGCCUUUGGGAAAUGGAGCCACCGGAGCACAGCGCAAACAUGGCGCCCCGCGGCUGCCGCUGCCGGGCUGGUGCCUGCUCUGCUCGCUGCUGUGCGGGGGGCUCGCCGCGACCCCGGCCCCCGCCUGCCGGCCCUGCGCCCCGGGCUGUGCCUGCGCCGCGCCCGCCUGCGCCGUCAACUGCUCGGCCCGCGGCGUGGAGAGCCCGGGGGCCGCCGUGCCCCCCGCCGCCACCGCGCUGGAUCUUUCCAAUAACAGGAUCAGUGGUUUAGAUGUUGAGCUGUUCAGAAGCCUGACUUCUCUGGCAAAGCUAGAUAUAAGCCACAACCAGAUUUCUACAUUAGAAGAUGGAAUAUUUGAUAAUUUAUUUAAUUUAAGUGAAAUAAACUUAAGUUGGAAUCCAUUUGUUUGUGACUGCAAACUGUCCUGGCUGCCCCGCUGGCUGGAAGAGAGGAAAGUGAGAGUCCUUGAGGCAUCAGACACCAGAUGUGCCCACCCCCCCGAGGUGGCCAACCUGUCCCUCUUCGAUGUCCUGCUCCUCAAUGCCACCUGUGGAGCUCAGUACAUCACGUGUCUGACAGGAAACUACACCGAAGAAGCUGAGCUUGUCAUCCUCUUCACAUCUGUCCACCCUGGGAACCUCACUGAGGAGACCUGCAGUGCCCUCUGUUACUCCCAAGACCAGGAGUAUGGGGCUUUCAGCCCCCAGGGGCAGUGUUUGUGUGGAACUGCCCACGGAACAAACUCUUCCUCCGGCUGUUUGCCGUUUUGCACUGAGCAUUUGUCUGGGCAGGGCUGUGCUGGCCCCUCGCUCGUCCCCUCGCCCUUCCAGGCACAGCUGCCUGUGUCUUUCACAGGACUGCAGCCCCGCUACAGCCUGCACCAGCCCGUGCUCUUCAAUGUCAGUAUUCCCAUUGCUGCCAGCACUUUACUGUGGGACUUUGGGGACCAGAGCCAGGUUCUCAACAGCACUGCACACUCGGCUGUGCACAGCUACGCCUUACCCGGCCGCUACAACGUCACUGCCACCCUCCUGCUGGGCUCCAGGCUCCUGCAGGAGCAGGCAGAAAUCGAGGUGGUGGCUUCACCCCAGCAGCUGGAGCUGCUGUGUCCUUCCCUGGUGGUGGCCAACGAGAGCCUGGACAUCCGGAUCCGCAACAGAGGUGGCACGGGGUUGGCAGUGCUCUACGGGAUCACUGCGGAGCCUGGCGAGCUGGCCAGGGCAGUUCACCCCAUGUGCCCCCCUGAGGGCUUGGUUUUCCCGGGAAACAACCACUGCUACCAGCUGGUGGUGGAGAAGGCGGAGUGGCUGGAGGCGCAGCGGCACUGCCAGGAGCUGGGCAACGGGGACCUGGCUUUUGUCAGCAGCCCCGACAUCCAGAGCUUCCUGGUUGCUCAUGUCAUCAGGAGCCUCGAUGUCUGGAUUGGAUUCAAUGAUUUUGCAAGCUCUGGAGCGCAGCAGCGAGGGGAAGGAUUUAAUCUGGAGAGCUGUCAGAACUGGCUGCCAGGAGAGCCCCAUCCCUCCAACGCUGACCACUGCGUGCGCAUGGGCCCCACGGGCCAGUGCAACACCGACCUGUGCAUGGCCAAGCACAGCUAUGUCUGCGAGUACAAGCCACCAGGAGUUCUCCUGAACGCCGAGAACUUCUUUGAGGGAGAUGCUGAGCUGGCCCCAGGCGAGGCCCUGAGGAACGUGAGCGAGGCCGUGGCAGCAGAGCCGUGGCAGGCUGAGGAGGUGCUGGAGUUCCCAGAGCUGGCCUUCAGGCACCAGGGCUUUCUCACUGCCCUGGAGUUCGGGACACAGGAGCUGCACCAGCCCGUCCAAGUGAGGUUCCAGCUGCACAGACUGGUGGAUGGAGAAGACUACCAGGAGGAAAACAAUGCUACAGAACCAUUCCCCAGUGCUCAGGAUGAUGGGAACUGGACGCUGCUGGAGUGUCCUCCUGGUUUCCAGUGGUGUCCUUUGACAAACCUGUGCUCAUCCCACAACAGCUGCUGCAAUGGCAGCGAGUGUGCCAACAGCUCCUUUGGCAGCAGCCCUGCCCCUGGCUCCCUGCAGCCCAACACCAGCCAGCCCAGCUAUCAGCUCCUCAGGGAGUUCCUCUUUAUGGUACCAGCUGGCCCCUCUUCCCAGUACCAGGUCCCAUUCAGCCAAGAAAACAUCUUUGUCAAGCCUGGGGACGUUUUCAGCAUCCAGCACGACUCAGCCUCGGGCUCGUUCCUGCAGUGCCCCCUCAGUGCCACCUCCGUGGCCAGCAGGAACUCCUCGGGGUGGGCCCUGGGGCCGUCCCCCAGCCCCGUGGGCAGCAGGGCGUGCUCCGUGCGCGUGCGCUACGCCGAGGAGCAGCUGGUGCCGGUGCUGGGCCCCAGGAACGCGGGGCUGGAGCAGCCCGGGCACUACAGGCUCCGUGCCAGCGUGGACAGCGGGCUCUUCCGUGCCAACCUGUCCUGCUCCUUCCGCGUGGCGUCCCGCGUGUCCGGCCUGCGCGUCCUGCACCCGCCCCCGCAGGGCUCCAGGCUGUACCUGCCCACCAACCACACCUGGCUGCUGCUCAAGCUGUCCUCGGGGGUCAACGCCACGGCCAGCCGCCUCGGGGACAACCGCAGCGUGCCCUUCGUGGCCACCUGCCCGGCGGCCGUGGCCGCGCUGUGUGCCAGGGAGAACAACGACACCUGGUUUGCCGUGCUGCAGCUGGGCGGCCUCGGGGAGGGCCUCAGCACCCACGUGCUGGUGGCAGAGAACUCGGUGAGCUCCCAGAACAUCACGGUCACCGUGAAGGUGGAGGAGCCCAUCCGCGGGCUGAGGGCCACCCCCGACCCCGAGAGCAGGGUGCUGCUGAACACACGGGUGAGCUACAUCCCUGUGAUGGAGGCUGGGUCAGAUGUGACUUUCCGAUGGACAGUAGAUGAUAAGCCAUCUUUCACUUUUUACAAUGUUGUCUUCAACGUUAUCUACCAAAGCCCAGCUGUGUACAAGCUCUCGCUCACCGCCUCCAACCACGUCAGCAACUUCACAGUCAACUACAACGUGACAGUGGAGAUGAUGAACAGGAUGAGGAACCUGAGCGUGGUGGGGGCCCUGCCAGUGGUGCCCCAGAACAGCAGCGUGGAGUUCAGUGCCCGGGUUCUCGUGGACUCGGCUGUGGAGGCUCUGUUCCUGUGGGAUUUUGGAGAUGGUGUCCAGGAGACCUACCUGUUCAAACCUCCCUACAACAAGUCUUUCCUUGUUCCUGAUCCCAAUGUCCAUGAGGUUGUCAUUGAGCACAACGUUUCACACAUCUACCAAGACCCAGGAGAAUAUGCCCUGAUGGUUGUGGUGUCCAACCAGUACGAGAACCUCACCCACCUGAGCCCAGUGCAGGUUCACAGUCGCCUGGUUGCCGUGCAGGUGGAGGCAGAGGAGGAUGUUCUGGUGGUGGGCCGGCCGGUCACCUUCCGAGCCACUGCCCUGCCAUCGCCGUACGGCGUGGUGUACACCUGGGACUUCGGGGACAGCUCCUCCCUGCUCACAGAGCCCCAGCCCACAGCCACCUACAGCUACCCCCGCCGAGGGGUGUACAACGUCACCGUCACAGCCAACAACACCGUGAGCAGCGUGGACACCGUGGAGUGCUACCAGGUGUUCGAGGAGAUAACGGGGCUGCGCGUUUCCGCGGACGAGGCUGCGGAGCAGGGAGCAGCCGUCACCGUCAACGCCUCCGUGCAGACAGGGGACAGCAUCACCUGGAUAUUCGACAUGGGCGACGGGACGGUGCUGAGGAGUCAGGUGCCAGUGGUAGAGCACGUGUACAUAAAGGACGUCAACUGCACCGUGAACGUGACAGCCGUGAAUCCUGUGAACUCCGUCUCCCAGGCGGUUCCUGUCCGGAUAUUUGUCCUGGAAAUACUCAAAAUAGAGCCUACUUCUUGCAUCCUGGAGCACCCCGACGUGCAGCUCACCGCCUACGUGACGGGCAAUCCUGAGGAGUACAUCUUUGACUGGACUUUUGGAGACGGCUCCUCCAAUGUCACAGUCAGCGGGGACCCUGUUGUGAUGCACAACUUCACCCGGAGCGGGACGUUCCCGCUCACCCUGACCCUCUCCAGCAGCUUUAACAAGGCUAACUACUUCACCAGUGUCUGUGUGGAGCCAGAGAUCCUCAAUGUCACCCUCCUCCCCUCCAAACGCUUUGUGAGGCUCGGGGAGGAGACCUCCUUCCAGGUCAGUGCCGUGCCUCCCUACCAGUACCGCUACCGCUGGGAUUUCGGCAACAACGAGUCCACCAGGUCCAGUGGGACCGAAGUGACCUACACCUACAAGAACACAGGGGUCUUCCUGGUCACAGUGACCGUCUCCAACAAUGUCUCUUUUAACAAUGACACAGCCUUUGUGGAGGUCCAGGAGCCGGUGGGGGUAGCAAAGAUUGAGUAUAACGGGACGGACGUUCUGGAGCUGAACCAGAUCUACCUGUUCUCUGCCAGCAUGAAUGGAACCAAAGUGAGUUACUGCUGGGACUUUGGGGAUGGCACUGUCCAGCCUGGGCAAGUGGCCACCCACUCCUACAACAGCACAGGGCACUACAGCAUUACAGUGAUGGGGCAGAACGACGUGAGCUCCAACGAGACCACCAUCGACGUCACGGUGAAACGGCGGCUCCUUGGCCUGACCGUCAAUGCCAGCAGGACAGUGGUGCCACUGAAUGGCUCGGUGAGCUUUGUAGCCACCCUGGUGGCUGGCACUGCCAUCCGCUACUCGUGGAUCCUCUGUGACCGCUGCACUCCCAUCCAAGGCUCCUCCACCAUCUCCUACACCUUCCGCUCCGUGGGCACCUUCAACGUCAUCGUGACGGCCGAGAACAAGAUCAGCUCGCUGCAGGACAGCAUCUACGUCUACGUGCUGGAGCAGAUUGAGGGCCUGCAGGUGGCCAGCACUGACCUGGUGGAGGACAUGUAUUUCCCAACUAACAAAACACUCCAUUUGCAGGCCGUGGUGAGAGAGGGCACGAACAUCUCCUACAGCUGGGUGGUCCAACAGGACGGCAAUGUUGUGCAGACCUCCACUGGGAAAACCUUCCCCUUGAGCAUCCUGGAAGCUGGGAACUACACUGUCUACCUGAAGGCCACCAACAUGCUGGGCUGUGCCACUGCUAACAGGACACUGGAGUUCAUUGAAAGCCUUGGUGUCCUAAAGCCCUAUGCCUUCCCCAACCCAGCUGCUGUUAAUGCCUCUGUGAACAUAAGUGCCACCAUAACCAGUGGCACUGGUGUCACAUACGUGUGGUACCUGGAGGAUGGCUCUUCUCCUGUCACCUCUGAACCCUUUAUUACACACUCCUUCCAAAGCCCUGGGAUGAUUGAGGUCAUUGUUGGAGCAGAAAACAGGCUGAAUUCAACCAAUGCCACUGUUUCUGUCUGUGUGGAGGAGGUCAUCGAGGGGCUGAGUAUAGGGACAGCAGAGCUGGACUGUAGGUACGUCUCCUCAGGCUCCACGGUGGUCUUUGAGGGGGAGCUGCAGAGGGGGACUGAAGUGACCUGGCUGUGGGAAGUGCCAAAUGGCACACUGAGUGGCCAUGCCGUGGCAGUCACGUUCCCCACGGCAGGGUGGUACACGGUGCACCUGAACGCCUCCAACGACAUCAGCUGGGCUCUGGCCAGCAGGAACAUCUCCGUGCUGGACAGGAUUCAAGGUCUGGAAGUUGUCGCCAGCAAGAAGGUGGUGGAGCCAGGAGAGCAGGUCACCUUUGAGAUCAGGAUGCUGUCAGGUACCUCUGUGAGUUACCUGGUGAGCAUUAGUGGGGAUUACUCCGUGGUGCUCAACGGCUCCAGGUACAGCCACGAGUUCGCCAAGAGCGGCGAUUACCUGGUGACCGUGACCGUGCAGAACCAGAUCAGCAUCGCCCACGCCCAGGUGCUCAUCUCUGUCCUGGAGCCCAUCCAGGAUGUCAGGCUCCUGAACUGCUGCGAGGAGGGCAUUCCCACGGGCACGGAGAAGAGCUUCAGUGCCCGCGUGGGCAGCGGCUCCCGCGUGUCCUUCUCCUGGCAGUUCUGCCUGUGGAAGGAGCGAGGCCGCUCCGUGGUUGCUGCGUCAGGAGACAGAGUUUCCUAUGCUCCAGAAGCUGCAGGGCUGCUGGAGAUCCACCUCACUGCCUUCAAUGACUUGGGAAGUGUCAACAUCACCAGAACCAUCCAGGUGCAGGACCCCAUAGUCCAGGUGUCCCUCAGUGCCACCAAUGCCUUUGUCAACAGGACGGCGCUGUUUGAAGCCGUGGUGGUGCCCAGCAGCAGGAGCGUUGAGUUCUUGUGGAGCUUUGGGGAUGGCUCUUCCACUCAAACCACCAGGGUUGCAGUGGCCAACUAUUCUUACCUGAGCCCCGGGGAUUACCUGGUGGAGGUGAAUGCCACCAAUCUCAUCAGCUUCUUCAUAGCCCAGCUCACUGUCACCGUCAAAGUCCUGGAGUGCGAGGAGCCCGAGGUGGAGCUGGCCCUGCCACCACAGGUGGUUAUGAAGAGAUCCCAGAGGAACUACCUGGAGGCACAGAUUGACCUCCGAGGGUGCAUCAAGUACCAGACAGAGCACCUGUGGGAGAUCUACCGAGCACCCAGCUGCAUGAACUUGGAUGACUCCAGCAGGAUCCGGCUGCCGAACGUCGACGUGAACAGGCCCCAGCUGGUUAUCCCAAAGCUCGGCCUGGAAGUUGGGAACUACUGCUUCAUGUUUAUUGUCUCCUUUGGAGACACCCCGCUGUCCAAAAGCAUCUUUGCCAACGUGACUGUGAUCCCAAGCAAGCUGGUCCCGAUCAUCGAUGGGGGGUCCUACCGUGUAUGGUCCAACACCCAGGACUUAAUCCUGGAUGGGGAGAAAUCCUACGACCCGAACUUGGAUGAUGGGGAACAGACCCCAUUGUUGUACGAGUGGUCCUGCACAUCCUCCUCCAAGAGCUCGGCUGCAGGGUGCUCUCUGAAUUUCAGUGCCAAGGAAGGAAUUGUCACAAUUUCCAAAGCUCUCUUAGAGGCAGAUGUGGAGUACACGUUCGACCUCACCGUCAGGAAGGAAGGGAUGAGUCCCGAGGCCACCAACCAAACCGUGUUCAUCAAGAGGGGAGGAGUGCCUAUUGUGUCCCUGGAGUGCAUUUCCUGCAAGGCUCAGUCUGUCUACGAGGUCAGCAAGAGCUCCUACGUGUUCCUGGAGGGCACCUGCCAGAACUGUCACAACGACUCCAAGCUUGGGAGGUGGGCAGCUCACAGCUUUAAGAACAAGUCCCUCAUCCUGGACAGAACAACCACGUCCACCGGCGACACGGGGAUGAACCUGGUGCUGAGGCCAGGAGCCCUGAGGGAUGGCGAGGGCUACACCUUCACCCUGCACAUCACAGACCUCACCACGGGGGAGGAGGGCUUCGCCUCCAUCGACCUGCUGCCCAACCAGCCCCCCGUGGGGGGGUCCUGCCGCCUGUCCCCCGAGGGACCCCUCCGGGCGCUGGAGACCAAGGUGCACUUCGAGUGUGCAGGCUGGCGGGACACGGAGGACGCGGAGGGGCCGCUGGUGUUCACCCUGCUGGCCUCGCGCCGCCGGCCCGGCCACUGGCAGGAGCUGUGCGUCUACAAGGGCAGCCGGGCCGAGCACGGCGCCUUCCUGCCCCCCGGCUUCCACGAGAGCGGCUUCCAGGUCUCCGUGGCCGUGCUGGUGCAGGACCAGCUGGGAGCCACCGUGGUGGCCAUCAAUCGCUCCAUGGAAAUCGGCCUCCCCGAGGGCUUCCCCAGCCUCUCCCACUGGCUCUACAAUCAGACUGACACCGUGCUCCAGGGCUUGGUGAAACAAGGGGACCCUCAGCAGGUCAUUGAGUACUCCCUGGCCCUCAUCACCAUCUUAAAUGAGUACGAGCGAUCCGUGCUGCUGGAGCCCGAGGCUGGGCAGGAGCUGGAGCUCCGCACCUGGACCCGCAACACCAUCACGGAGACGCUGAACGCGCUGAAGGUGAACACGGUGGAUGACAUCCAGCAGAUCUCAGCUGCCCUGGCCCAGUGCACGGUGGUGAGCAAGGAGCUGGUGUGCAAGUCAUGCCUGACAAGGACCCUGAACAAGCUGGAGACCAUGAUGACCAUUCUGCAGGGGGAGACCACCCAGGGCACGGUGACACCGACCGGCAUCGCCGACAACAUCCUCAACAUCACAGGUGACCUGAUCCACCUUGUCAAUACAGUUUCACAAGAAUCCAAGCCCCAGGAGCUGCUGGCUGAUUCCCACAAUUUGCUGCUGGCUCCCAAAGCCUACAACCUGUCUUCCAGCCUGAUGCGAAUCCUCAUGAAAUCCCGGGUGCUGAACGAAGAGCCCCUCGAGCUGGUGGGAGGAGAAAUUAAGGCCACAGGCAAGAGGUCUGACCCCUUUAACCUGCUUUGCUACGAAAACACACCAAACUGCCAGUUCUCCAUCCCCCAGGCCUUCAACUCCACCCUUUCCAACCUGACGGAUGUCAUCCAAGUCAUGUUCCAAGUGGACUCCAAUCCCUUCCCUUUUGGCUACAUCAGCAACUACACCGUGUCCACCAAGGUGGCCUCCAUGGAGUUCCAGACACACAACGGGGUGCAGAUCCCCAUCGGGAGCCUGGACUCUGAAAAAGCCAUCACUGUCAUGGUCUCAAACAGCACAGAGCCCGAAAAUCUCGUGGCUGGCACUGAAGUCAUCGAGGCAAGAACGUCUGUGAACCUGAUUGUGGUCAUGGAGAGCAACAACAGGGAAGCAGGACUGCACUUUCAGCUCACCUACAGAGUCCUCAAUGAGCAUUAUCUGGCCAGUGAGCCCGAGCCCUUUGUCAUGGCCUAUCUCCAUCAUGAGCCCGAGCCCAACGAGCACAACUGCUCUGCCUCCAAGAGAAUCAGCCUGGACGCCCUGGCUGGAAGUGACCACAAGCUCUACACCUUCUUCACCUCACCCAGAACGGAUGACCCCAUCCAGAAAUACUACCUGAACAUCACCAACCACUUCAGCUGGUCGGCAGUGGAGGUGACCCUGGGGCUGUACACGUCCCUGUGCCAGUACUUCAGCGAGCAGGAGAAGCGCUGGAAGACAGAAGGAAUUGUCCCCCUGGAGGAGACCAGGCCAGACCAGGCCGUGUGCUUGACCCAGCACCUCACAGCCUUUGGGGCCAGCCUGUUUGUGCCCCCAAACUCUGUUCAGUUCAUCUUUCCCGCUCCAGGCCCAGGGCUGAACUACAUCGUGCUGCUAACGUGUGCUGUGUGCUUUGUCACCUACUCGGUGGCCGCGCUGAUCGUGCACAAGCUGGACAUGAUCGACAUGAGCCGCGUGGGGGUGAUCCCCUUCUGCGGCAAGAACGGGAUGUACAAAUACGAGAUCCUGGUGAAAACUGGCUGGGGCAGAGGCUCAGGUACCACGGCCCACGUGGGCAUCGCCCUCUACGGGGUGGACAACAAGAGUGGCCACAGACACCUGGAUGGGGACAACGCCUUCCACCGCAACAGCCUGGACGUGUUCCAGAUCGCCACGGAGCGCAGCCUGGGCAGCGUCUGGCGCAUCCGCAUCUGGCACGACAACAAAGGCCUGAGCCCCGCGUGGUACCUGCAGCACGUCAUCGUGCGGGACCUGCAGAGCAGCAAGAGCUAUUUCUUCCUGGUGAACGACUGGCUCUCGGUGGAGAGCGAGGACAACGAUGGCCUGGUGGAGAGGGAGGUGUUUGCUGCCAGCGAGAGCGAGCUGAGGAGCUUCUGGCGGAUCUUCGUGGCGGAGCUGCAGCGUGGCUUCUUUGAGAAGCACGUGUGGCUGUCCCUGUGGGACCGCCCGCCCCGCUCCCGCUUCACCCGCGUCCAGAGGGCCACCUGCUGCUGCCUCCUCAUCUUCCUCUUCCUCUGCGCCAACGCCGUGUGGUACGGCGUGGUGGGCAGUGUCCACCUCAGCAACGUGGCCGUCUCCAGCCUGCUCCCUGUCAGUGUGGACACGGUGGCUGUUGGCCUGGUGUCCAGCGUGGUGGUGUACCCUCUCUACCUGGUCAUUCUCUUUCUCUUCCGGAUGGCUCGUGGCAAGGUCUCCAUCAGCCACACAGUGACUCACUCAGACCAGCAGUCCCUGGAGAUCGACAACUACCUGGACUCCUCAAUCCUGGACAGCUCCUUCCCCACCUUCCCUGGGAUCCAGGCAGAGGCCUUCUCUGAGCAAACCAAAACAGAUCUGUUCCUGGAGGACUCCAAGAGCCUGGUGCCCUGGCCCUCCAGCGAGGCCCUGCUCAGCUGGCCAGACCUGCUGAGUGACCCCUCCAUCAUGGGCAACACCAUCCAGAAGCUGAAGAGAGGCCGGGCCAGCCGCCACCUGGGGCUGGAGGCCCCGCUGGCCCCCGAGGAGGACACCUUGUCCCUUGGGAUCCACCAGGGACAGCCCCGCUACUUCUCAGCCUCAGAUGAGGAUCUGAUCCGGCAGAUCCUGGCAGACGGAGCCAGUGGCAUCUCCCAGGACCUGGGGCCGUACAUGAGGGCAGAAACAGAUCUGAUCUCAGGCCUGUCCAGCGUGUUUGGAGAGAAGGUGGAGACUGUCAUGAUGCAGAGGCUGAACGACAAAGGGCAGAGCGUGGCACCUCCUCCCAGGGAAGUGAGCAGAUCAGCCAAGUCCACCUGGACAGUUGCAGACCAGACGUUCAGGAAGCGGCUGCUCCCUCCCUGGUGCUCCCUGCUGGCUCAUGGCAUCAGCCUCCUGCUCCUGGCCACCGCCGCGGGCGUCUCCGUGUGGAUCGGGGUGGGCUUCUCCUCCAGCGUGGCCCUCAUGUGGCUCAUCUCAGGGAUAUUCAGCUUCCUGGCAUCCUUCCUGGUCUGGGAGCCCCUGAAGGUGCUGCUGGAAGCCCUCUAUUUCUCCCUGGUUGCCAAGAGGCUGCACCCAGAGGAGGAUGACACCUUGGUGGAGCAGCCCUGCGUGGAGCACGUGUCCGAGAGGAUCAGCAAGGUCCGGCCCCCGCAGGGAUUUGCCCUGUUCCAGGCCAAGGAGGAGGCCAGGAAGGUCAAACUGCUGCACAGGAUGCUCAAGAAUUUCCUCAUCUACAUGAUGUUCUUGCUGGUGGUCCUGCUCACCAACUACGGGGACGCCUCCCGCACCAGCCGGGCCUUCCUGCUGCAGAGCUCCAUCAAACAGCAGCUGGGCAGCAGCGACUUCCUGCUCAUCAAGAGGUCGGAUCAGUUCUGGGUGUGGAUGUCUCAGGUGUUCCUCCCUUACCUGUACAACAACGGCUCUGGCCAGGAGAGCCACAGCACCACGCUGGGGACAGCCCGGCUGCGCCAGCUCCGCCUGCAGGGAGCUGAGUGCCAGCAGAGUGCCCAGGACAUCCUGCAGGGCAUGGGCAGUGCCCAGAGGAGCUGCACUGACCAGCACAGCUUUGCCACUGCUGACUAUGGAGUGGGCUGGGAGAGCACAGCCGGGAAUGGGACGGCGGCGUGGGCACACUCAGCACCCGACCUGGCAGGGAUCUGGUACUGGGGCUACAUCUCCUUCUACGACAGCAGUGGCUACGUGCAGGAGCUGGGCCCUUCCCUGGAGGAGAGCCGGGCUCAGCUGGAGUUCCUGCAGCAGCACACCUGGAUCGACAACAUGAGCCGGGCAGUGUUUGUGGAGCUGCUGCAGUACAACCCCAGCGUGGACCUGCACGUGGCCCUCACCCUGCGCCUGGAGUUCCCUGGGGCUGGCCAGGCCAUCGCUGCUGUCACCAUCAGCCCCUUCCCCCUGCUGCGCCUCAGCGGGGGGGUCACCCUGCAGCUCCUCAUGAUGGUGUUCCUCAUGCUCUUUGUGGUUUACUUCGUGGUGUCAGAGUCUCUGGCCAUCAAGAAGGAAGGCAGAGCCUACUUCACCCUGUGGGGCAACUACAGCCAGUGGCUUUUCAUCCUGCUCACCACGUGCACGGUGCUGGUGCACCUCAGCCAGGCCACCCUGGCAGACCAGCAGUGGCUCAGGUACCUCAGCAACCGCAGGGGCUUCACCAACUUCUACCAGGUGGCCUUCCUCAGCUCCGUCUUCAGCAGCCUGGCCGCCUCCCUCCUCUUCCUCCUGACCGUGCAGGCCGCCCAGCAGCUGCGCUUCGUCCGGCAGUGGUCAGUGUUUGGAAAGACCUUCCAGAAGUCCAUGAAGGAGCUGAUGGCUGCAGGGGUGGCCUUCGCCCUCCUCCUCCUGGCCUAUGCCCAGCUCGGCUUCCUGCUCUUCUCCUCCUCCUCUGAGUCCUUCCGCAGCGUGGGCAGCAGCCUCCUGCUGCUGCUGGCCCUCCUGCGGGGCGGCGCCAGCCUCCGGCCCUGCCUGCCCGAGGCCUCGGGGCUCUACUGCCUCUUCUGCACCUCCUACGUGGUGCUGGAGGCGUGGGUCGUGCUGCGGCUGCUGGCGGUGGUGCUGAUCCAAAGCUACCGCGAGAUGCACUUGGAGCUCUACCGGCCUGCCUUCGAGCCCCAGGACUACGAGAUGGUCGAGCUGUUCGUGCGCAGGCUCAAGAUGUGGAUGGGCUUCAGUAAAGCCAAGGAGUUCCGGCACAAGGUGAGGUUCGAGGGGAUGGAGCCGCUGCCCUCCCGAGACUCCAGCGACUCCAAGUCCUUCCGUGGCCCCACUCCCAGCGCCGCCUCCGACAGCUCCAGGACCUCCACGUCCUCCAGCCAGCUGGACGGGCUGAGCCUGGUGCUGAGCGCCCGCGACAGCCUGGAGGUGGACGCUGACAUCCAGCGCCUCCUCUCGCUCUUCGAGAUGCUGCUGGCGCAGUUCGACCGCGUCAACCAGGUGACAGAGGACGUGUCCCGCAUCGAGCACCUGCUCGAGUUCUCCCGCAGCCGCCGCGCCCGCAGGAGGCACCGCGGGCCCGAGGGCAGCUUGGAGCAGGGCCCGUCCCUGGAGGCACCGGACACGGAGCCGCUGUCGCCACGCUGUGCCGGGGCCGUGCCCGUGCCCGGCCGGCUGCUGCGGGCCAGCCGCGGGGUCAGCGCGGCCACGGGCACGGUGGGCAAGCCCUGUGCGGCCAGGAGGAAACGGCCCCUGCGGGCCAAGAACCGGGUGCACCCCACGGUCAAGUAACGGGGUGCGGGAGCGAUGCCCUGGCAGGGCUUUGUUGGGUGGGCUGUGCCCGCCCGGAGCUGCCGCGGCGGCUGGGCCGGCCGGGCACGGGGGCGCUCCGGCCACGCCGCUGGCACGGCCACCGGCCCUUCGGAAGCGGCCCCAGGGAGCGUUCCAGUGGUAGAGAUGGAAGGGGAGAAGGCCGAGCCUUUCCCCGGGGCAUGAGCAGGUGGAGGAGAUCCCUGCUGGCUCACAGGGAGCAGCUGGGGGUGUUCAACGGCCCCGGCUGCAACCGGCCACAGGUGGGACUGGGGUGGGCACAGGGGGACGGGACAAAGCUCCCCCCCCUUCCCUGCUGGCUGUGCCGGAUGGGAAAGGGAAAGGAGAGCCCCAGGCCUUGAAGGUUUGAACCAAGUCUUGGAUUUUUGUCGACCAGACGCACUGUGGAGGAAAGCGACAGCUUUCAAGAAGGUAUUUAACCCACCUUGGUUUUUAGGCAUAAAUAGAUAUAUAGAGAAAUGCUAUCUACACCCAGAGCAGUUAAUUUCCAGUAUUGGCUACUUUUAUCCUCCAGAAAUUGGUACUAUUAUUUGUAUUUAAAGAAAUCCAAUAUUUAAAACAAAGGACAUUGCAGCGAGCUGGGGACGAGAGACCCCUGGGCUGCCUCAGCCACCUCCCAGCGUGGGGUUCCCAAACUCCCAGCGUGGGGUUCCCAAACUCCCAGCGUGGGGUUCCCAACGUGCUGGUGUCACUGUGGUCCCUACCCGCCCUGUCCCCCCGCCGUGGCCCCGGGGUGCAGGCGCCGCUGGCUGCUUGGCUUCUCUAACCCAAGGAAUGUAUUGCCCUAAGUAUAUGUAUUUUUGUUUUUGGUUUACUUGUUCCUAUGUACUGCCCAGCACUUUAAACAAGGCUUUCCUCGGCUACCAGUGACACGUGCGAGCUAAGAAUGGGAUAAUAUAUCACAAAAGCAGUAUUUUGUUUGUUUAAAUCAUAAACUGAAAUGGGCAGGGAGGAGGGGAAUGCAGCCCCAGCUCAGGCAGCAGUGCCAGCACCUUCCAUGAGCACAAAGGAGGCAGGUGAAGCCCUGAGGGAGCUUUUUUGGGGUCCCUCCAGCCCUGCCAGCUGGGAUUCACCAUGUGCUGGGCUACAGCUGCUGGGCUACAGCUGGCCUGUGCCAUGGGGCUCCCCAGAUCACAGCCUGGGGGUGCCUGAAGCCCCCCCAGGUGCUGCCUUCCCCUCCUCAGCCCCAUUUCACCUUAUGGCUAUUGUAAGUAAUUUAUACGGGGUUUGUUUGGUUUUUAAAUGUAUAUAUUUUUGUAUGUUUGCUAUAUUUUCAUAGCAUCGGUACCGUGUUUGAAACAUGUAGAUAGGAGACAGAACACUAUUGUCAGAGUUAUUUAAAGGAUGUAUUAAGUGCUUCUUCCUGGGAAUGUCCCGUGUAUAUAAGGAUUGGGUGUCUGUGUGUGUGUGGUGCGUGUGCUCUCCUGGGCUGGCUCGGAGCAGUGGCCACAGGUGGAUGGGAAAAAGCCCCCAGUGGGCUCCUCCGUGUGUUCCAGAACCUGCUCCAUGCUUUGGACAGGUGAGAGAGGGGAAGGGAAGGCUGAAGAGGGCAGAGCUGCAGGGCAGGGGCCUUGGGUUCAGCAGCCUCUGGUGCUGGUGGGGCUGGAAGCACCUUCCCAGGGCAGGGAGACUUUUCCAGGUGGAGAGAGGGGGCUCCUAAAGCACUUCCAUUGCUCCAUCCCCUCCUGAGCCUCCCCUCCAGCCCCCAGCUGGGUUGGAUACUUGGGAAGAUUUCAUUCCAGCAUCCAUGUGCUCCCCUGGCCAUGUGAGUCAGGGUGGCUGCAGGGGGACACUGGCUGCUCUGGGAUGCCUUUGGGACAGGUCUGAGUUACCUUUGGAAAACUCAGGUGCUGUGCAGGACAGAUGUUGUGGAAAGGUUGCAGAGGGAUGAGGGCAGGAGAAGACAAGUGAAGUGGUGCUUGGUCAGCAUGGAGGUGUUGGAAGAGCAGAAGACACAGAGACAUGGAGUGCAGAGGGGAGAAAUGAAAUCCUGGUAACCCAGGACAGGGGAACAGGGCAGAGAAGGGCCCUGAGGG
Messenger RNA from Serinus canaria (Common canary), 15115 nucleotides. It is a transcript of the gene PKD1, whose product is annotated as polycystin 1, transient receptor potential channel interacting. Gene Ontology annotation, cellular component: membrane. The record is from RefSeq and is a predicted model, not a curated record. Gene Ontology annotation, molecular function: protein binding. The transcript has 46 exons. NCBI's taxonomy places the organism in Eukaryota, Metazoa, Chordata, Aves, Passeriformes, Fringillidae. Gene Ontology annotation, biological process: kidney development. The coding region runs from base 27 to 13040 and encodes 4337 amino acids.